Vanessa tameamea is the source of this 4117-nucleotide messenger RNA. It is a transcript of the gene p53, whose product is annotated as cellular tumor antigen p53. Gene Ontology annotation, cellular component: nucleus. The coding region runs from base 291 to 1358 and encodes 355 amino acids. The transcript is spliced from 9 exons. Gene Ontology annotation, biological process: apoptotic process; regulation of transcription by RNA polymerase II. Gene Ontology annotation, molecular function: RNA polymerase II cis-regulatory region sequence-specific DNA binding; DNA-binding transcription factor activity, RNA polymerase II-specific. The record is from RefSeq and is a predicted model, not a curated record. Lineage: Eukaryota; Metazoa; Arthropoda; Insecta; Lepidoptera; Nymphalidae.
CUCUUCUGCGUCGGUCGAGUUGUUUUCACUGACUUCUAUUUUGCUAUUUUUAAUUUACCGACUUAUCGUUUGGCGUUUACGUUUAGUUUAUAAUGAUCUGUUGAGCCCAUAGAUAAUACACUUAUACUAGCUAGCUAGCUGGUUGAGCCGGUGGCCAUUGUGUUUUCAGUUGACAUGAGUUUAUUCUAUUAUUAAGUUAACAUUUAAGUUUUUCGUCUAAGUUGUUGUGAAUUCAAAUUGAAGUUUAUAAACAGUUAUUAUUUUAUUAUAGAUAAGUGCUUUAAACCAAAAUGAUGGAUGACAGUAUCCCUUCAUCCAUUAUCUUAGACGAAAUCCACAACACUCUUUUGUUUGGCGAUGUUGUGGAUAUUUCACCCGUGGCAUACGAGCAGGAGGCUCACCAGAUGGAAAGUGACCCCCCAUGGACAUCUGCAACACUGGGGGUCUUGCAGACGCCAAUCGGACCACCUGCUAGGACUGUUUUUAAUGGAAUACAUAAUUUCGUUGUUGAAAUAGAUGGAUCAAAUACCCAAAAACAGAAGUACUUGUAUUCCCAUCGACUGAAUCGGAUAUACGUGAACAUGGAGUGCAAUUUCUCGGUGAAUUUCAAAUGGGACACAAACGAGCCGAUGUACGUGCGCGCCACCACCGUGUUCUCGGAGCCCGCGCAGGCGCAGAAGAGGGUCGAGCGAUGCAUACAACACUCGCACGACUCCUACAACCAGCCGCUCCGGCCGGAGCCGCACGUGGUGAAGAACGUGCUGCGCUCGGCGCGCGCGGCGGGCGGCGCGGGCGUGCACUACUGCGGCAGCGCGCCGCGCGCCGACUCCUGGUACUCCGUGCUCGUGGCCUUCGCCGCGCCCGCCGCGCACGCCUUCCAGUUCGUGUGCAAGAACAGCUGCUCCACCGGCAUCAACCGCCGCCCCAUCGACGUCAUCUUCACCCUCGAGGACGUCUCCGGCGCCGUGCUGGGCCGGCACGUGGUGGGCGCGCGCGUGUGCUCGUGCCCGCGCCGCGACAUGCUGGCCGACGAGAAGCAGGCGGGCGGGAAGCGACGCGCGCCCGCCGCGCCGCCCGCGCCCGCCGCGCCCCUCGCGCCCCUCGCGCCGCCCGCCAAGCGCCGGCUGCGCGAGCGCGAGCGCGCCGACGAGGACGCCGUCGUCACGCUGCCCGAGAUGAAAAUUUACGGUGUGAGGACGGCGACGGCCGGCAUUAAAGUGAUGCUCGAAAUGAUGGAACACGUGAAAGCCAUCAAAAGCAGCGUGCAGCAACCGGUCGACGAGCUCACCAGAACGAUAAAUGAACUUAAAACUAUUAAAGAGAACAUAAAGUCCAUUAAGAAAGAGAACGAGCAGUGAGUUAUUUUAAGUUUAAAAUAAGAAAAUAUUUUUAAAGUUUUUACAAAUUAAUUCAUAAGUAUUUUUUUAACCGAACACCGUGCUCGGUGAAUCAGUGUGACGCUGUCGACGCCACGUGACGCGUGACCGUUGGCAGCACAAUGACAGUGUAAUGGCUUAAAUCAAAUUUUCACUAUGACAACGUGUAAUAACAUAUAUCCGAUAUAAGUUAAUAUCGCGGUCCGUACUUUUAAAUAGUCGAUUAGAGUUAAUGUGAUAUAUGUAUAUGAUAUCCCAUAGUGAAAUUUGAUAAGCCUUCGCUCAUUAGAGGGGCUCUCUAAUGAGCGAAGUUUAUUUCUUGAGGUCGAUCUCUAUGUCAGGAUGAUCAACCUGGUGUUCAUCCGGUGUGUGUUCUAUUCUCCAAUGGCAAAGGGAUAAAGAAAGAAACCUCCUUUUACAGAAUUCAUAUUCCAAGCUGUGAUAAUAGUGGUCUGUUCUAUUAUGCACUGAAAAGUUAUUUUUAAUACAACACUAACUAUAUUUCUAAUAGUUUGUCGACAUUCAAAAUCAUAAUUGAUACCAUGGAUUCAUAUGUCAUGUGAAUUCAAGGUCAUAGUUAGUGCUUAUCCUGUCUCCAGCCAUUGGAGUCGGCUAUAGAAAUAUUUCUUCACAAUUAUCAAGAUUAUGUUGCUUUAUACAUUCCGAUUGUCAUUGAUUUAUUUGAUAUUAAGUUUUCGAAUUGGCGUUUAGUGACUUUUCGUUAUUAUUUUUUUUUGAUAUAAUAUAUGAUUUUAUGUAAAAUCAUGAAAAAAAUCUUGCAAUAGAAUUUAUUGUGCCAUUUUAUUUUUUGUUAGUUUUCUUUUUUUGAAAUUACGUCAACAUUCGGUUGGAAACCGAAUAUAUUCAAAACAAAUAUAUAUUUAGAUAUAUCAUUGACAUUUAUAGUAUAUAACAACUGUAAUUCUGCAAUUCCGUUCAGAAUUACGUCAUUUAGUUCUGUUUUGCUGACCAUCUUUUCGAACUGAAUGCAAAAGAAUAUUUUUUUCUUAACAAUUUGUGACAAUGUGUGAACAGGUUCACUUAUCGUCUUCAAUCUGUUCGUCCACCGAGCCUCUUCUUGAAUAAUAAAUUUUGGAUCGAAAGCAUCGAAUCAAAAUAUCGAGUACAUUUAAAUUAGGUAUUAGUUUCUUAGACAUCAUUGAUAUUGCGUGCUAUUUGGACUGUGUUGCCGCGACAAUGGAUAUCAUAUUUGAAAAUGCGACUUUAAAUAAUUGCCAGUUGCAAAAAACGUUCUUUUUUUAAAAUAUAAGUUAAGGACAAAUGACAACUUGAAAAAUAUCAUAAAGUUACAUUGAAUUUAAAUUUGGAAUCCACAGUCAAAUGCAAUAAAAAAGUUUAAAAUGGCCAGUAUAGAAAACGCAAUCUCAGUAGUGAAAUUCGAAUAACAAAUGUUAUUCGAAUGUUUUCCCGCCUAUUUUACAUUUAAUAUAAGGAAUACGUUAGUGGGCUGAAUAAUUUAUUCAACUAACGAAUAACCACGGCGAUAAACUCAGGCCGAUUAGUGAGAUGGAUUCGAUUAAUUAGUAAACCAUUCAGUUGUCUAUUCUCCGUUAAGAAUGUAACGAACGGAAAUUGUUCAUAUCAUUCAGUAGGCUUUUGUUUUAAAAAUAACAUGAAGGGAUACCAUAUUCAAGAAACCAUUAUUUUGCUUACGGAUAGUAGGGUAAAUGUAUGAGUAUUUAAUUUAAAAAAUGCAAGUGAAACUUAAUAAUAGUAACCCGAUAAAGUUUAUAAAUCAUCAAAUGUAUUAAUGUUUUUCUACGGAAUCAGGUAUGUUGUUGUAGAAGACCUACAAUUUCAAACAAUAACCAGUUAUUAUUUCUGCAGAAAAUUUAUAUCCGACUAUUAUAUAUUGUUUAGUUGAUGUACAGUUUUAUCUGUUUUUGUCAUCGUUGAUUUUACAUUCGAAUGAAGAGACAGCACUGUUUCUAAUCAUCCCCCUAAACGACAUUUGUAUGUUAAGUUAUGUAUUAUGUCUUGUACGAUAAGGAAACGUUUGCAACUGUUACUUGUUAGUAGUCGUAUUUAUUUACUGCUUAAUUCUUUACUAAUGGCCGGUUUUAAUAUUAAAAAAGGUUUUGGUUACGAAUAAUAUAAUUGUCAAAGAGACGUAAUAACGAAUAACGGAUAGUAUGAAUUUAUAAUACCAGUGUUUCAAUAAAAUAUUGUAAACUUCUGUUAGACAAUUGUAUGAUGCAUAAACAGAACGAAUCUGACAAAACAUUAUGACUGAUACUGAGUGCUAACAAAAAUGGUUUCGGUGCUUUUAUUACAAAUCUUAUAAAAGAUAUAUGUCUCCAAUUGAAUUUAUGUCAAUUUAUAGAAUUGUAUUUACUCAAGCUUUUAUUUAACUACACUUUUUAGUAUUAUUCUGAUAUUGCAAAUGAUUUUUUAAAUAAUUUCCGUUGAAUCAAUUGAUUUGAUAUUUGCAUACUUAUUUUUUUCCACUAGUAACAAAAUUUUAUUAAUCUGUGGAUGUUGAUUAAAUAAAAGCUUGUUUUAGUAAGUUAAAAAAUUUAACUUUUAAAUUUAAUGUUCAAUAAAUGAAAAUCAUUGUGCCUUCAUGCUUUAUAAAAAGUAAUAAACUAUUUAUUGAAUAAAAAUAUAAUAUAGAAGUUAAGUUAUAAUAAGUAUACAAUUUUCGUUUCCUUAAUCAUUUUUGUAUUACAAUUUUAAUUGUUCACUUUCGAAUUUAAGAAAAUACAUUUUUAUUAUAGUAA